AUGAACUCCGAACAAAUUUUGGCGAGGAUCCCGAAACAAAAGACUGGUACCAUGAGCAAUCCCAACUUGUACGCUGUUGGAGUUUCCAAACAUGGGGCCAUCCAUUUCCACUUAGAAAUAGAGGGAGAAUUGUACGUGACAACACUUCGAGUGAGAUCGACAGCGAAAUCUAAGAACACAAGGGUUAUCCGCUGCAUCCACAAGAAAUGCCUUUCAGUAAUCGCCAUCAAGUUUCCUGAAUAUUUCACUGGUCCGUGCCUUGAUCACAAGUCAUACUGGGAAUUCCUGAGGGACAAUCACAACGAUCUCUCUGAUUUCAAGUUCAUCCUUUUCAAUCAUUACAAGCACAUCCACACCUGCACACCAACUAAAUUUGAUGUGAAAGAAUAUGAUCUCUACCCGCGACCUGUGGACGGCGAUGAAAGUACAAUCAGGGGAACGCUUACGAUUCCACAAUUUCCCAAGAACCCGAAGCGCUUCGACAAAUGGGACUAUCACCCGGAUGCUAAGCGUCUACGCGUUCACGACGAAAUGACGCGCGGACCAACGCAAGAGUAUGUCGAGCUCGAACACCAGGCCAAUAACAACGACAACUUGCAGCAGAACUUCAUUGACCAUGCAAAAGUUUCAGGGAUUCCAAGAAGCUUAGAAUAUACCGACACGCUAACUGGAGAGAUUCAGAUCAAGAUCUUUCAUCCCACAGCGUCCCUUGAAAAGAGUCCUGAAAGUCCAAAAAUCAACGAUGACACAGCUUUAACUAUCCUGGUUCAAGAAAGUGUCAAAGAAGAGAUCAAAGCCGAAGUUAAGGAAGAGCCCGUUGAAAGAAUCUUGACAGAGAACAUCAUCUACGACUUUCAGCCGACCAAAACUGAAAUAAAAGAAGAGCCAGUUCUUGAUGAGGACGAGUUUGACUGUUUCUUCUGA
Molecule: messenger RNA, 924 nt
Organism: Oikopleura dioica
Lineage: Eukaryota; Metazoa; Chordata; Appendicularia; Copelata; Oikopleuridae
Source: the annotation of a GenBank genome assembly